Limulus polyphemus (Atlantic horseshoe crab) is the source of this 2074-nucleotide messenger RNA. Its product is annotated as nose resistant to fluoxetine protein 6-like. Gene Ontology annotation, molecular function: acyltransferase activity, transferring groups other than amino-acyl groups. The transcript is spliced from 14 exons. Bases 1 to 2067 code for a protein of 688 amino acids. NCBI's taxonomy places the organism in Eukaryota, Metazoa, Arthropoda, Merostomata, Xiphosura, Limulidae. The record is from RefSeq and is a predicted model, not a curated record.
AUGACGCCAAAAAUGCGUUCAACGUCCAGAAACUUUGACACAUCCCUGACUCCAGAAGUGACAACAGAGAACUCCGUGUCUCAGUGGCUGAACAUUGAGAAAAGUAUGAAAACAACAAUAGACUCUAUGUUGAAACAGAUCCUUCCAUACAUAGUGCGGAUGUUUUCCACUGUUGAAUUAUCCGGUCCCUGCUAUGUUAGUCUGUUAAAAACACUGUUCAGUGUUCGGAAGCUCAAAUCUUGGGCAAUAAAAAUGUUAGAUGCUUCUGGGAAGAUAUCUUCUGGGAUCGCCGAGGGAAGAGGUACCAAUUUUGGAUCUUAUGACGAGUGCCUUAACAUUUUGGUAACUAACCAUAGAACAAACAAAGUAGAUUUCCGUGGGAAAUAUUGCUUUUUAGAAAUGCAUUCACCGUUUCCUACAUCUUCAGGCCAACUGGACCCCAUAUUCAAAGAUUCGAUUUUGGCCGAGUUGGCGUUAUCUGCUCACUUAGCAUCAGAACUACCUGGUCUUAUUGCUUUCUGUGUUCCAUCAACUUGCUCUAAUGAAGAUGUUAAAAGAGUCACAACUACUGAUAUUAACAGGGGAAAGGUACUUAGGACUGUUAUCACCAUGUAUGAUAUAUGGGGAGAGGUGCUUAGGACUGUUAUCACCAUGUAUGAUAUAUGGGGAGAGGUGCUUAGGACUGUUAUCACCAUGUAUGAUAUAUGGGGAAAGGAAUUUGCUAGCAAUUUCCUUACAACUCUGCCCCUACUAAAACAACGACAUUCUCACGGCAUCAAAAUUACUGGAACUGUACGAUGUGAUCGUUUGAAGAAUGUUCCACUGAAGGAACAAGAAAAGGAUUAUUCUGAUGUUCUGUGUCUGCUUGGAACACUUUUAUUGUUGGUAGUCUCGGGAACAACGAUAGAUUUAUGGAAACAUUACCAACCUGAUAACAAUAAAAUCGACCCUAAGAAGAAAAGGUUUUGGCAAGGAACGAUUUUCGAAACUUUAAAGUCGUUUUCUCUCUACACCAAUGGAAAACAGAUGCUGAACACCAACGUUGGGUCAGGAAACCUUGGAGCCCUACAUGGUUUCCGUUUCUUUACCAUGGCGUGGGUUAUCUUAGCCCAUACCUACAUGAUCCCCUCUAUGAAUGUAUAUAGUGGACUUAUAAACUUCCAAUAUGCGGUAAAGGAUGUCAGUUUCAUGGCCGUGUGGAAUUCCUUUCUACAAGUGGAUACUUUUUUUUUCCUCACUGGAGUGACGCUGGUCUAUACAACAAUGAAAAAACUAAAAGGAACAAACGGACGUUUGGAUCUCGUGAGAUACGUGGUACACCGUUAUUGGAGGCUGACCCCUCCUUUGAUGUUGGUCAUAUCCCUGAUGUUUAUCCUUCCGUUACUUUCUUCUGGACCACUUUGGAGUAGAUUCGUAGAAAGUGAAAUACAAAAAUGCAGGAACACCUGGUGGGCAAACAUGUUUUACUUCAGUAACUUCCUUUAUCCAACAAACAUAUGUGUUUCACCCUACUGGUAUCUGUCAGCAGACAUGCAGCUCUACCUCAUCUCGCCGGUUGUACUUAUUACACUCUACAAAUGGCCACGUAUGGGUUUUGUUCUCAUCACAUUUGGUAUUUUAGCAUCAUGGGUUUCUAUAGCAGCAAUUACAAUGUGGAAGGAUUUUAAUCCAUCAGUUGUGCUGUUUGACACAAAAACCAACAUAGAAACAGGCGGUUAUAUCCAUAUUCGACCCUACACUCAUCUUGGUCCGUACUGUAUUGGACUGGCCACGGGCUACCUGUUGCUGAAACGCAGAAACAUCAGGUUGAGACCACUUGUUGUGGUUUUUGGCUGGAUCGUUACUACUGUCUCGUGUUCAGCUGUCAUGUUUGGAGCUUAUGACUGGCAUAACGGAAUCAAACCAAAUGUUGUAGUUGGAAUCAUAUACGCUUCGAUCCACAGAACUGUGUUUACUUUAGGGUUAGCUUGGAUCACGUGUGCUUGUGUGUAUGGAUAUGGAGGUAAGUUUACAAAAAGUACAAUAUAUAUAACACCAAAAGUGGAGAAAUUUAUCAUUUAUCGUUGACAGAUGU